GCUUAUACAGGACAAACCUUAAUCUUCGUUAAAAGUGACGGUUGACGGCAAAAUUAUUCGAUAUACUGGAGGGCUAUGGAGGCGUGGAGGUUGUAAGCUGUUGACGCAGGCGCGGUCCAGCAGGGUGUUUAGGGAUGAGAACGGGCGCGUCAGUCGGCGCUCGGCGACUGGAGGUGCUACGCGCUUUGCGCCGCGCUCCAUACCGCCGGAGCGUGGCUCGGGGCGUGGCGCUUACGUAAACACGCGUGGCUCACAGUUGGUGCUGCGGGCGGCGCGGUGCCGCGCCAUUGUCCGUCCCAGAACGACCCCAUGUCGGCCCGCGCCGCCACCUGAGUUUAUGAAGAUAGCUGCACGCACGCUGCCGCGCCGCCGCCGCUGCCACUACCACCACCGCCGUAUAACGCGCUUAUAGCAUCAAAAUCAGAGAUGCAGGCGCACACGGCGCUGAUGGCGCUGGCGGCGCUGGGCGCGCUCUCGGCGGCUACACCAGAGCGCGGCGGUGGGAUCAAGGUGGGCGGCGGUGCAAUGGGCAGUAGCGGGCGCGACGGUGCUCGGGGCUCAGGGGUGCGCAUAGGCGGCGAUGGGCUGCGGCGCCCUCGCACCUCACCUGCACCUCCGCCACCUCGUGCACCCUCUGUCAUCACAGCCGCACUCGUUGUACCCCAUAAAGCCUUUGGUUCACGUGAUUACACCAAAGCCGAAAAAGCAGCACUAGCAAAACUGCCACGCAAACUAAAACUCUUCUCACAAGUGCGCCUAAAUGUCACGCUUUCUACUCAAGGCCUGACACCUAGUCCAAUGUCUAUCCUGGACUCUUUAUGUAAAGAUUUUCUAGCAGUCAACGUAUCUGCUAUCCUCUAUCUCAUGAAUCAUGAACAAUAUGGUCGUUCUACUGCCUCCGCACAAUAUUUUCUACAACUUGCCGGCUAUCUGGGAAUACCGGUUAUUGCGUGGAACGCAGAUAAUAGCGGCCUAGAGAAACGCGCACCUCAUGCUUCUUUACGACUUCAGUUGGCCCCGUCCAUUGAACAUCAAACCGCUGCCAUGCUCUCUAUAUUAGAACGAUACAAAUGGCAUCAAUUUAGUGUCGUCACAUCUGCUAUUGCGGGUCAUGACGAUUUUAUACAAGCGGUUCGAGAACGAGUCACUGCAUUACAGGAUCGAUUCAAGUUCACAAUAUUAAACGCCAUUGUGGUGAAACGUUCAUCAGAUCUCAAGGAAUUGGUAACAAGCGAAGCAAGGGUCAUGUUGUUGUAUGCUACACGGGAAGAGGCUGCUGAGAUUCUGUCGGCGGCUGGCGACAUACAUCUCACAGGAGAGAACUUUGUGUGGAUUGUCACGCAAAGUGUUCUUGGUUCAAUGCAGCAGCCUAAUAAAUUUCCUGUUGGCAUGCUUGGUGUCCAUUUCGACACAUCAAGUUCUUCGUUGAUAGCUGAGAUUGCUACAGCAGUCAAGGUAUUCGCUUAUGGUGUCGAAUCUUACAUAUCUGAGGUAGAAAACAUCCGGCAUCCACUCGGUACACGUCUAUCAUGUAGUGGCGCUGGGGCUGGCGAAGCUCGAUGGCCUACCGGUGAAAGGUUUUAUCGUCAUUUACGGAAUGUUAGCGUAGAAGGAGAAGUAGGAAGACCAAGCAUAGAAUUCACUCCCGAUGGAGAACUACGAGCCGCAGAGCUUAAAAUUAUGAAUCUUCGACCAUCUAUCGGAGAACAGUUGGUAUGGGAAGAAAUUGGUACAUGGAAUUCGUAUCCAAAAGAACGCCUUGUCAUCAAAGAUAUAGUUUGGCCUGGUGGUUUACAUACACCUCCUCAAGGAGUACCAGAAAAAUUUCACAUGCGGAUCACAUUUCUUGAGGAGCCACCAUACAUAAAUUUAGCCCCACCAGACCCCGUCAGUGGUCGUUGUUCACUAGAUCGGGGCAUUAUCUGUCGCGUUGCACCUGAGAUCGAUGUUGUAGGAUUGGAAGCAGGUACCGCACAUGGCAACAGCUCUUUAUAUCAGUGUUGCAGUGGUUUUUGCAUUGAUUUAUUACAACAGUUAGCAGAGCAAUUGGGAUUCACAUAUGAGUUGGUACGUGUAGAAGAUGGACGUUGGGGUACACUACAUCAGGGAAAAUGGAACGGUCUUAUAGCAGACCUGGUAAAUAAAAAAACAGACAUGGUAUUAACGUCAUUGAUUAUCAACUCUGACCGAGAAGCAGUGGUAGAUUUUAGUGUGCCAUUUAUGGAGACUGGUGUUGCUAUUGUGGUAGCCAAGCGUACGGGUAUAAUUUCACCUACGGCUUUCUUGGAGCCUUUUGAUACUGCAUCGUGGAUGCUAGUAGGGGCAGUUGCAAUACAAGCUGCGACUUUCUCUAUAUUCUUUUUCGAGUGGUUAUCACCAAGUGGAUUCGACUGCUCUACAGGCCACAAUUCGAAGCGAGUCCCUCAAAAUCGUUUUUCACUUUGUCGAACCUACUGGAUUGUGUGGGCCGUUCUUUUUCAGGCCUCAGUGCACGUGGAUUCCCCCCGUGGAUUUACUGCCAGAUUCAUGACUAAUAUGUGGGCUAUGUUUGCGGUUGUGUUUCUUGCUAUCUACACUGCUAAUUUAGCCGCUUUUAUGAUUACACGAGAGGAAUUUCACGAAUUAAGCGGUAUUGAUGAUCCAAGGAUAUCUAGGCCAUUAUCACAAAGGCCAGCACUGAAGUUUGGAACUGUGCCUUGGUCACACACUGAUGCUACAUUAGCCAAAUACUUUUCCGAGCCACAUGCCUACAUGGCCCAGUACAAUAGAAGUACUGUGAGUGCAGGAGUAACAAGUGUACUAACCGGAGAGCUUGAUGCAUUUAUAUACGACGGUACUGUACUGGACUACUUAGUAUCACAAGACGAGGACUGCAGACUCCUGACCGUAGGGUCUUGGUACGCUAUGUCUGGCUAUGGAUUAGCAUUUACACGCAAUUCUAAAUACCUCAGUAUGUUCAAUAAAAGAUUGCUUGAUUUGCGAUCUAAUGGAGAUUUGGAGAGAUUACGCAGAUACUGGAUGACUGGAACAUGCAAGCCAAACAAACAAGAACAUAAGUCAUCCGACCCAUUGGCACUGGAGCAGUUCCUGUCAGCAUUUUUACUUUUAAUGGCGGGAAUUUUGCUGGCGGCACUAUUGCUGUUGCUGGAACAUGUUUACUUCCGGUACAUGCGAACACACCUCGCUGCCUCCAGUGUGGGCUCUUGUUGUGCCCUAGUAUCAUUGUCCAUGGGUCAAUCUUUGUCAUUUCAUGGCGCCGUGGUAGAGGCAGCAGCUCGAGGUUUCGGUACGGGAUCUCGGGGUCACUGUCGCUCUGCUGUUUGCGCCGCACAGGUGUGGCGGGCGCGUCACGAGCGCGACGCGGCAAUGGCACGCGCGCGUCAGCUGGCGGCUGCACUGGCGGCGCACGGGCUGCAGCCGCCGCCGCGGAGGCUGGCGUCGGCGGCGGCGCUGCUGGCGGGCGGACUGCCGCACGACGCCACCAGGCCGCGCACACUGCACGCCACCGCCGACCUCCUCCCAGAUCUCGACCGUCCGCUGUCUUGCGGUGAUUUACGCGCCAGAGAGCGGACACGAGUAGAAAUGGAAACAGUGCUGUGAGGCGCAUAUUGCGCCACCCUUUUUCAAUUCCUGAAGGCUGUUCUUACACCAAGUUAUACAAAACGAAGUUAGUUAUACCUAAUGUUAAAAUACGGACAGAUAAAAAAGCGUUGUAAUUAUUAAAUAAAUUAUUCCAAUUAUUAAAACAGAGAGCUGGACGUAGAUAGCGAAGCGUUGUUGUGGGACGCGCGCGCAGUGCAGGCUGGGCGCCGGGCGCGCGCCCUCGUGUUGUCUACUACAAUAAAAAUAUAUUUUUUGGACAAUA
Molecule: messenger RNA, 3865 nt
Organism: Achroia grisella
Lineage: Eukaryota; Metazoa; Arthropoda; Insecta; Lepidoptera; Pyralidae
Gene: Nmdar2
Product: glutamate receptor ionotropic, NMDA 2B
Exons: 17
Coding region: 427-3600 (1057 amino acids)
Biological process (GO): monoatomic ion transport; synaptic transmission, glutamatergic; modulation of chemical synaptic transmission
Cellular component (GO): postsynaptic membrane; plasma membrane
Molecular function (GO): NMDA glutamate receptor activity; transmitter-gated monoatomic ion channel activity involved in regulation of postsynaptic membrane potential
Source: RefSeq, a predicted model, not a curated record